CACGUGGUGAACGCUGCAGAGCUGUGAGAGUGUGAGGGUAGCAUUCCAGCUGUCUGGACUCUUUGUCUCCUACUGAGAUGCAGCCUGUAGGUCCACAGGCCAGUCCUCCCAGGAACUGAAAUAGUGAAAUAUGAGUUGGCGAGGAAGAUCAACAUAUAGGCCUAGGUCAGGAAGAAGUUUACAGCCUCCAGAGCUAACUGGGGCUAUGCUUGAAGACCGUGUUGAAGAGCCUAAAGAGAAACCACCCACUGAAAGUCAGGAUCCUACACCUGAUCAGAAGAGAGAAGAUGAUCAGGGUGCAGCUGAGAUUCAAGUGCCUGACCUGGAAACUGAUCUCCAGGAACUGUGUCAGUCAAAGACUGGGGAUGAAUGUGGAGAUGGUCAUGAUGUCAAGGGGAAGAUUCUACUUUAA
Molecule: messenger RNA, 412 nt
Organism: Saimiri boliviensis boliviensis (Bolivian squirrel monkey)
Lineage: Eukaryota; Metazoa; Chordata; Mammalia; Primates; Cebidae
Gene: XAGE2
Product: X antigen family member 2
Source: RefSeq, a predicted model, not a curated record